AUGUCAUUCAAAACCAGCUACUUCUUGAAAGCAAUCACAGCCAACAGCCAAGACCAUCCUCCAUCAAAUACCGCCCAGAACGACAAGACCAAUAACGAAAACCCCGAUGGUCGCUACGAAGCUCUCGUAUCUGCAUCGGCAAAUAUAGUCCUCACCAUGCUACAUCGUGGCAGAUUCCUCGAAGAUGAGCUCAAACGUGCACUUGAUCAUAUUCGCACAAGCAAUGAGUUUCUUCAAAAGUUUGUGGAAUUGCUUGAUUCAGUUGACGAGGAGCGAUGCGAUGGAAAGGAAGGUGUUACGUCCUGGAAGGAAGUUGCUGAGCGCGUCAAGUCUGUUGUGAAGGGUGCUCGUGGACAGGAUGAUGAGAAAGAUGGGUCAAUCGUGGUCAAUGAGGAGAAGGACGGAUUGGAUGGUGAACCUUUAGCCGAGUGA
Messenger RNA from Talaromyces amestolkiae, 432 nucleotides. RefSeq lists its product as uncharacterized. Bases 1 to 432 code for a protein of 143 amino acids. The transcript is spliced from 2 exons. The record is from RefSeq and is a predicted model, not a curated record. NCBI's taxonomy places the organism in Eukaryota, Fungi, Ascomycota, Eurotiomycetes, Eurotiales, Trichocomaceae.